Messenger RNA from Archocentrus centrarchus (flier cichlid), 8317 nucleotides. Its product is annotated as major facilitator superfamily domain-containing protein 12. Gene Ontology annotation, biological process: carbohydrate transport; regulation of melanin biosynthetic process; pigment metabolic process involved in pigmentation. The record is from RefSeq and is a predicted model, not a curated record. Gene Ontology annotation, cellular component: plasma membrane. Gene Ontology annotation, molecular function: symporter activity. Bases 580 to 2016 code for a protein of 478 amino acids. Lineage: Eukaryota; Metazoa; Chordata; Actinopteri; Cichliformes; Cichlidae. The transcript has 11 exons.
GUUUGUAGCCGGUUAGCUGAAGGUGAACGAAGGGGCUGUGUAGCAUUUUCCGAAGCGCGGCGUAUUUAACGUUACACGUACAAAUAAGCGUGUGUGUCUCUCUUAAUUUCGAAGCCUUUCUUCGGCAUAUUUUUCAGGAACAGUCAUUUUUGUAACGUGACAUCUCCUAACCUGAUUUUCCAGUGGGCUGUUUGUUUAAAUGUGAUGUAAGGUGAGCUGUGAGGUGGUGAAAACUCCCUUUCGCUCACCGAUGCGGUUCUGUUUCGGUUUUUCUUCCCCCUCAGACGCUCCUCCUGGCUUGGCCGCAUCUCUGCGUUGUAGAGAGGAAACUGGCACCGAUUUUAGGGACUGAUAUAAGGUUUGUGGCAGCACAUACCUCACUAAACCGGUUGGCAUUAUUGUAUAAAGAAAAUAACGCGCAAAAAGAGGAACCGAAACCGAGUCUGCUGACAGUCCGCCUACUUCUUACAGUCGGCAAAAGCAAGCCGAGCUUCAGUUAUUAUCUGAAGCUGUUUUAGCUGAUGAAGGUGCGCGCCGAGCCUUUCAUUUAAAUAGUUGUGUCGUCUUCCACGAGCCGUGAUGUCGGACACAGAAGAUUCUCUGCCGCUCCUGAAGAGGCUCAGCUAUGCGGUGGGACACUUUCUCAAUGACCUGUGUGCAUCCAUGUGGUUCACAUAUCUGCUGGUUUUCUACCACUCGGUGUUGGGAUUCCAAAACACAAAUGCAGGUGUGUUGUUGCUGGUCGGGCAGAUAGCUGACGGUAUCUGUACACCUCUCAUUGGCUAUGAGUCUGACCGAACCUCCGGGUUUAGGAACUAUGGCAAGAGGAAGACGUGGCAUUUAGUUGGUACGGUGAGCGUCAUACUGUCCUUUGCCUUCAUCUUUAACCAGUGUGUGGGCUGCAGCUACCUCACCCCUCAGUGGGCCAGUUUAGUCUACUUUGUCCCAUUCAUCAUCAUUUUCCAGUUUGGCUGGGCCGCCACGCAGAUCUCCCACCUGUCCCUUAUUCCCGAGCUGGUCACCUGUGAGCACGCUAAAGUGGAGCUCACUGCGUACAGGUAUGCGUUCACAGUGAUAGCCAACAUCACGGUGUAUGCAGUGGCUUACCUGCUGUUCCACGUCCAAGCUGGAGAGGACACUGACCCUGAUGCACUAGGACCAGCAGAUAUCGUCAUCUUCAGGAAUCUGGCACUAAUCGUUUUGGGAAUCGGUGCUGUCUUCUCCAUCUUUUUCCACGUGGCAACGAAAGAGACGAGAAAUGGCGCGAGAGAGGAGGGUGGAGGAGUGGAGGAGGCGGAGGGGGAGCGGAAGCCCCUGCUGCCGCGCUCCAACACAUUCCCAUCUGUCCUGCAGUGGAAAUGUUGGCUGCUGCAGCCUUCUUUCUACCAGGUGGCCUUACUCUACAUGUCCACCAGGUUAAUAGUCAACCUGUCUCAGACGUACAUCUCAAUGUAUCUCAUCAACACUCUGGGGCUGCCAAAGAAGUUCAUCGCUACCAUCCCAUUAGUGAUGUAUGUGAGCGGCUUCCUGUCUUCCUUCAUCAUGAAGCCUCUCAGUAAACUCAUUGGAAAAUGCCUGACAUACUUUGUGGGCCUGCUGCUGAUUAUGGCCUUUUCGUACUGGGUGCUGCUGGACAUCAGAAUGGGUCAGCAGGUGUACGGGGCAGCUGUGCUGCUGGGGGCCGGGUCAGCAACCAUCCUGGUCAUAUCGCUCGCCAUGACUGCAGACCUCAUCGCAGAUCAGACGCAAAGUGGAGCAUUUGUGUAUGGAGCCAUGAGUUUCACUGACAAGCUGGCUAAUGGAGCAGCUGUGAUGAUCAUUCAGGCCCUGCACCCCUGCCAUACUGUGGUGUGCUGUCCGGCCUGUGUGUGGUUCUAUCAUUACGUCAUGGUCAUUGUAACGGGAGGCUUCGCCAUCGUCGCAGCUUUGGCCCUCUGCUCCAUCCUUAUCUGGCCAAUCAAGAUCAGAGCACGUGGUCUGCCAGUCAUCUCCAAUGAAGCAAACAGAAUCAACUAACAAGGCUCCUCCCACAAAUUCCCCUCUGACUGACUCUGAGGACUUUCACUUCUGUUUCUUUUGAAGAGCCUUUCAGGGAAAAGUAGCAGGAAUCCAGCGGGAUUUCCCAACUGGCUCUUCAGCCGGUGCACUUUGUGAACCCACAGGAACUGAGAAGGGUUUUUUUGUUUGGUUUUCUGUUUUUUAUAACCUUGUUUUCCCACCAUUUUCCAAGAAAACUGAAUCUAAAAAUCAGGUUAGUGUAUUGAAGAGGGAAGACACCCGUCAGAGUGUAGCUGCAGAGAUUAAAGGCCAGCAGGGAUGUCAAGGUUGGCGUCCCCCUACUGUACUGAGUUAAACAGUGUAAUCACAAAAGUCGAUUACUUUUAAUAUGACCAGUAAAAACUAAAGAAAGGAAUAACAGCACAGCAGCUACCAGCAGGCUGUGCAUGCUGGGAUGAAGGUCCAUUCAUGUGGUGUAGUAAGCUACAGAAGCAUCAGUUAGAAAAAAUACAUUUAGAAUUACACUGAUUCAAACAUGAAUUUCGCAUUUCCAUAAUUCUAACACACUCCGGGCGAGGGACCACCGUCAUUUGAAAGUUUGUUUUCAGUCUGGGAAACUUUUGUUUGCUACUUUUUUUGGGAAUCGCAUCAUUAAAUCGUGUAAGACGAGGAAACUAAAUGAGCGUAGUGUUCAGGCAGGCCAGCCACAGUAAGCUGAUUACUCAGCUCAUACCCUUUUACAUCCAACAAAUUUCAGAGGUCAUCCUAUUUAAGCUGCUUCAGCCUGAUCAUAGUUGCUGCUGCUGCCGCCGCCGCCUCUGAGCUGCUUUGCACUCUUUCCAUGCUGCAUCUGAUUUCCGCUCAGACCUGUCGCCUUUCAUGCUGCUCAGUUCUGUGGUUGGGUCUUCCUUUUUUUUUUUUUUUUUUUUGCUGCCUAAAGCUUUUCACUGCGCACGUUGGCAGGUGGUGAAGUCCCAGGACAGAGCAGCUGUUCUAAACUGCUGCAGAUGGAAACUUCUUUUCACUAUAGUAGCUCAGACUUAAAUUCCCUGAAGUCAGAGCACAAAACUUUGGAAAAUGAUGAGAAAACGGUUGUUCUGCUUAAAUAGACAUUAUUAUACUAUUGUAAAAUAACUUGUUCAGUGCAGGAGAGCAGUAAUACAUGGAUGACAAAGGGAGCGAUUACCCUGCUGCUGCUGCACACCUGAUGAGGAUGAUGAAGGGAAAGGGGGGGUUGAUGUGGUUCAUGUGAACAUGAGUGAAAUUUGAUCAGCUGGUUAGCAGUCAAAUCUUCCCCGGGUUUCAUUUAAAGGAUCAUUCCACCACAUUUGUCUCCCUCACAGUAACAAACUGAUUGACCACUACAUUUUGACACUUCGAGGCUGAAUGUGUUACGCACAGAUUGAUGUGAGGAGGACGAUGAAGUCCUAGUCACAAUGCACAGACGGCACUAAAAGAGGAAAUUAGUUUGAAGGAGCUUUUUUUCAUGUUCUCAAUGAGAGCUUUUUACUCUGUGACGUCUCAGAGGAGCUUUACAGUAAAUCCUGCUGAGCUUCAUGCAGAUUGUUUGUAUUUGUGCCUCAUUGUGGAUUUGAUUUUGACUCAGCACUGUUCUGGAUUUUUCUCCCUCAUGAAACAGCUUGCUGUGUAAAUUUUGGGAUUUUUUUUUUUUAUAAUAUUUAAAUCAUCCAUCGUUUUACCUGUUUGGGAUCAAAUGAAAUGUGGAACAUAUUUUUUAUAAUCAAGAGACUUGAUGAGCAGAGCUGUAUUUAAAGGGAUCAAUGCUAUAAUCUGUAUAUUAAUAUGAACAGAAGGGAAUCCAAACUAAUGUUUGACUGUGAACAAUCAUUUUGAACCAAAGCUUUUUUAAAUAUGACAGUUCCACAGGAGCACUUUGUGUUUACUUUGUGGGCCCAGUCACUUCUACAUGUGUGAUAAAGGGACACUAAUUAAACGGGUCUCAUAUGAAAUUUGUCUGACUCAUCAUCUGUUUGAAUACUUCACAUCAUCUCGUGUGCUUCUGAAUGGGAGGAAGGAGGUGUAUGUCACACUGCUGCUUGCAGCCGUCUGGUGUUCAGUUGCUGUGGACUUAUUCCAUAUGACACUGGAAAAAAAGGAAUAAUCUUUCUUCUCUCUGUCACUACAGUUGUGUUUCUAGAUCUUUGAGAUGACUGGAAAAAUACCAGUUGUCUCCAUAUUGUUUACUAUGAAUACUACAAAGUUCUAGGCUCUAAUUAUAGGCAGUUUUUCCAUCACAGUAUCGAUACAAUAAAAACAAAAAAAAAAAGCUGUCUAGUCAGUGAUAGUGAUACAGACUGACAGAGCUUAUUGUGUGACGAAUUAUUAUUCCAUCCAUUUUCUUCUGCUUAUCCAGGGAAGCCCCCUAAGCAGAGAAGCCCAGACCUCCCUCUCCCCAGCUACUUCCUCCAGCUUAUCCGGGGGAAAACCGAGGCGUUCCCAGGCCAGCCGAGAGAUUUAAUGUCUCCAGCGUGUUUUGGGUCUUCCCCGGGGCCUCUUCCUGGUGGGACAUUCCCAGAACACCUCGCCCAGGAGGCAUCCUAAUCAGAUGCCCGAACCACCUCACCUGGCUCCUUUCAGUGAGCCCCUCCUAGAUGGCUGCACUCUUCACCGUAUCUCUAAAGGAGAGGCCGGCCACCCUUCGGAGGAAGCUCACUUCUGCUGCUUGUAUCCAAGAAUAAUUAUUGUCAUGUUGAAAUAUUAAAAAUCAUCAGAGACUGAUGAGUGGAAAGUCGAUUUAAAUGGAUUUCAGCCUCCUGUUAAUGAGGCUAUUGUGACUGUUAAUCCAGCUAACUCUGCACCCGUCAUCAUAGUUACAGUUUCCAGAUAAACUCUAUACUGUAUUUAAAAGAUGGAUGGCACUUAGGUCUGAAAAAUAAAGCCAUGGUAAAAGAGCCUUAAACCUGCAUUACUUCAGUUAGCCAACCAGUGGUUCCUGUGGUUACAGAAGGGAGUCCAGUUGUAUAAAAGUCUAUGGGAAAAUGACCCUUCAGCUUCCUUAAUCUAUGACCUCUUAAUGAGUGGAUGUUCAGGGUCAGAGCAGAUCUACCUUGCAAAAGCUCCCAUCUAAAUAGUAUGAAGUCUUCACAAUCAGGCUUCACUAGUUGGUUGGUGGGUACACAGUGGCUCCAGUGGGAUCUAUAUUCUGCAGCUUAUCCAAGGCACAGGACAGCAGUCUAAACAGAGCUGCUCAGAGCCCCCUCUUCCCUGGCUGCUUCCUCCAGCUUUUCCAGGGGUCCACUGAGGCAUUCCCAAACCAGCUGAGAAAUGUAAUCUGUUCAGUGUGUCCUGUGUCUGCCUCAGGGCCAGCUGGCUCCUUUUGAUGUGGAGCAGCAGAGACAGGAGACGGGAACCAACUGAGAGCUUUGCUCCUCUCUUCACUUGAGUGUCCAAGACAUACAAGGACAUACAGACAUGCAGUGUCCCGGCAUCAAGUACACUUAUUUACACCCUUAUGGCCAAACAUGGUGUUUGUAUGACCAAAUUGUGAUUAGCACAGAAGUCCAUUUACAGAGGGAAGUGAGUCCAUUCAUCUUUUUUAUACAGUCUAUAGGAAAAGCCAUAUUUUUUCCUGUCAUUUUAUGUGGUGAACAUAAAAUUUGGUACAGUCUCUUCAACAUGAAAACACUAAAACCUACAGUACCCACAGACUCACACAAACCAGCAUGUGCAGAUGUGUGUGUAGGGUGAUCAGGUCAGCAAGUUGUUCCAUAUGAAGAGCUUUAAUACAUUUAGCAAAAUGAACAUUUAAGGUAGAUCAUUUCUGUUACCUUUAAGACUGAAAACUUAUUGGUAUGUCUGUAAAAAUGUGUUUUGGAAAUCUAUACAGAUCACAUGAUGCUACCGUUUUUUUCUUUUGGCUGCUCCCUGUAGGAGUCGCCACAGCAGAUCAUCUGUCUCCAUCUCCCCCCAUCCCAGCAUCCUCCUCUGUCACACCAAUCCUCUGCAUGUCCUCCUUCACUACAUCCAUGAACCUCCUCUGUGGUCUUCCUCUUUUCCUCCUGCCUGGCAGUUCCAUAGUCAACAUCCUUUAUCUAAUAUAUCCACUGUCUCUGCUCUGCACAUGUCCAAACCAUUUCAACCUGCCUCUCUUUGUCUCCAAACCGCUCGAGCUGAGCUGUCCCUCCGAUGAACACAUUACUCCUGUCCAUUCUCUCCCAAUGAAAAUCUGAGCAUCUUCAGCUCUGCACACUGAAAGGAUGCUCAGCCUCCUGUUAGUGCCACCAUCGCCAAACCAUAGAUGGUCUCACUACCAUCUCCUGAACCUUCCCUUUCACUCUUGCUGCUACCCUUCUGUCUCAAAUCACUGCUGACACUCGUCUUCACCCACUCCACCCUGCCUUCUUUACCUCUCGUCUGUUGCUUUGGGUGGCUGACUCCAGGUAUUUAAACUCAUCUACCUUCACUAUCUCUACUCCUUGCAUGUUCACCUUUCUACCCGUCUCCCUCUCAUUCACGCAUGUAUUCUGCCUCACUUCUGACUUUCAUUCCUCUUCUCUCCAGAGCAUACCUCCACCUCUCCAUACUCUCCUUCCACCUGUUCCCUACUCUCUCUACAGCAUGUCAUCUGCAAUGUUGUCCUAGUUCAUGGAGACUCCUGCCGACCUCGUCUGGUAACCCGUCCAUUAAUAUUGCAGACAAGGGGCUCAGAGCCAAUCCCUGCCGCAAUCCCACCCCUACCUUACAUCCAUCUCUCACUCCUACCACACACCUCACUGUCCUCACACAUCCUGCACAACCCCCCACAUAGUAUUUCCAAAAGUAUUUGCUCAUCUGGCUUCACACACAUAUGUCAGGUGACAUCCCAUUCUUAAUUCAUAUGGUUUAAUAUGCUGUUGACCAUUGUUCCAGAAGCACAUUUGUGAGGUUGGACACUGAUGUUGGAUGAGAAGCCCUGGCUCACAGUCUCCUCCCUAAUUCAUCCCAAAGGUGUUCUGUGCAGCUCUCCCUCAUCCAUGUCUUUACGGACCUGCUUUGUCCACUGGUGUGCAGUCAUGUUGGAAGAGGAAGUGGCCAUCCCAAAACUUUUCCCACAAAGUUGGGAGCAUGAAUUGUCCAAAAUGUCUUGGUAUGCUUAAGCAUUAAGAGUUCCUUUCACUGGAACUAAGGGGUCGAGCCCAACUCCUGAAAAACACCCCCACACCAUAACCCCCCCUCCACCAAACUUUACACUUGUUACAAUGCAGUCAGACAAGUUCUGUUCUUUUGGCAACCACCACACCACUUGUCCAUCUGCCAUCAGAUUGACAGAUGGAGAAGUGUGGUUCAUCGCUCCAGAGAACACGCCUCCAUCGCUCUAGAGUCCAGUGGAGGUGUGCUUUACACCACUGCAUCCGACGCUUUGCAUUGUGCCAGAUGAUGUAAGGCUUGGAUGCAUCUGCUCAGCCAUGGAAACCCAUUAAUGAAGCUCUGAAGGUCUGUAGAGACUGACUGCAGGAAGUUCCUGACCCCACUCUGUCAUUUUAAGUUGCCUAUCACUUUGUGGCUGAGUUUCUGUCAUUCCCAAUCACUUCCACUUUGUUAUAAUACCACUGACAGCUGACUGUGGAAUAUUUAGUAGUGAGUAGGAUGCCAUCUGUGCAAUUGGACUUGUUGCACAGAUGGCAUCCAAUGCUGGAAUUCCCUGAGCUCCUGACAGCGACCCAUUCUUUCACAAAUGUUUGUAGAAGCAGUGCAUACCUUGGUGCUUAGUUUAGACACCUGAAUUCAAUGAUUUGGAUGGGUCAGUGAAUACUUUUGGCAAUAUAGUGUAUUUAUCUGACACUCAAGUUCCUCAUACAGUACCACAGUUCCUUUCUUGGCACCCUAUCCUGUGCUUUCUCUAGAUCCACCAAGACUGUGCAGUUACUUCUGCCCUCUAUACUUGUCCAUCAACACUCUCAAAGCAAACAAAGCAUCUGUAGUGCUCUUUCUCAGUAUUUGCCAACAGAUACAAAGAUACAACAUGAUACUUUAUAUUGUCUGGAUAGCCUCAGAAACAGGCUAUCCAGACAGGUUCCAUUAGUUAGCACGAUGCUUUUCCUCACAGAGACACGUAGCUGCUACUGCUUAGCUUUUUUAAAAUUUAGAUAUCUGUGGCAGAUCCGGUUUUGUCAGGACACAUGUUCUCUUCAAAAAUGUGGAUGUUUCCAACUUUGAGAAAUAUAUUAUUGGCUGUCCUAACUGAUCAGAGUUGCAGUUUCUAACUGGAAACUGAAAACUAAACUUAAACUGUGGUGUGAAAACAGGGAAUAAAUAAAUGAUCAAAUAUAUUUUACUAAGCAAAACUGUUAAUGUGUGAGAACAAUAAAACAACAUUUAA